Aspergillus ochraceoroseus IBT 24754 is the source of this 3888-nucleotide messenger RNA. Its product is annotated as putative protein kinase. NCBI's taxonomy places the organism in Eukaryota, Fungi, Ascomycota, Eurotiomycetes, Eurotiales, Aspergillaceae. The coding region runs from base 1 to 3888 and encodes 1295 amino acids. Gene Ontology annotation, molecular function: cyclin-dependent protein serine/threonine kinase activity; RNA polymerase II CTD heptapeptide repeat kinase activity; cyclin binding. The record is from RefSeq and is a predicted model, not a curated record. Gene Ontology annotation, cellular component: nucleus; cyclin/CDK positive transcription elongation factor complex. Gene Ontology annotation, biological process: transcription elongation by RNA polymerase II; positive regulation of transcription elongation by RNA polymerase II; protein phosphorylation. The transcript has 5 exons.
AUGGCCAUUCUGGGUUUGGAAUAUGUCGGACUGGGCUGUCGUUAUUUCGAGCAACGGAAAAUGGAACCGUCUUCGUAUUUUCAGAAGAUCUCGUGCACCUCCUACAAUCCGCUAGCAGGGAUCGUUGGCUACUCCGAAAGAGUAAAAGCGCCUGAAUUUGGCAUUUUUGAGAGCGUCCCUGGGGAUGAAGGGCAAUCCGGGGCAUCAGUGAUUGACUGGACUAUCGAGGCCCAUAAAGUGGUGGACAAUACUGUUCAGUUUGAUUCAACUUGCCAUGGCACAGGCCUUACACCAUGGCUGGUUUGUUCCACGUCCCGUACGGGUUUGAUGCCGGCAAGGAGAUUUGAAGAGACCAAGGGCUAUCUAUCCACCUUGCGCCAGGGCUCAGUUACAGCCAGAACGCUUCUUCAUUCCUCUGUGCAAUGGUUGCUCCAGGUCUUCCUCACCUUGUCCGUUGUUCCCCCUCCCCUCGUAGAUAGGUUUGAUAUGUUCAGAAGCCAGAGGAGCUCUUUUUUCCGCCAAGGACUACAAAUCGCGCUGUUUUGGAGCCAAUAUCACCCCAUCUUCCCACAGCUCCGCCAUUUCGCCAUCCAUCCUCGCCGUCAUUUUCAUCUGGGCCCUUUUCAACCAGAUGCAGCAGGAAAACAAGUGCUUAUGGCUGGGUCCCGUAGGAGUCCAGUGUUGAGAGACCAGUGGAGAGGCGCCGGUGACGCUGGAGACCAACGAGGCCGUGAGAAACAUAGGCCUCGGGGCUCUCACCGUGAUAGGGGAAGGGACAGGUUUCGCGAUCGAGACCGUCGUCGAAGGCCCAAGGAGGCCCGACCUGAUUAUUCGUCACGGUCGCCGCCACCACCACGUCCCUUCCCCCAGUCAGACAACGAUCCUCAUCACCGUGAAUUUUCUCCUAAUAUUGCUUCUGCUCGCGGAUCCCCGGGGCCUCCAUAUACGGACAUCCACCCCGGCCAGAAACCAAGUCGCGAUCAUUCCCCUCCCCCAGCAGAUCAUCAGGGUCCAGAGUCACACCUCAGGACAGCCGAGAGAGAUUAUCGCAAAGACGACUCUCCACCGGGGCCGCCUCCUUCGAAACGCAAGAGAACACGCAGCCCCUCUCCGGGAAUUUAUCAGAACCACCCUCCUGCUCGCCCGCGCCAUCCACUUUCCUCUCAGGGGGACGAGUUUGACAGGAGUCUGCCGCAUAAUAAAAGACGAGGAGGGCGUCUACCCGGCCGCGGCAGGGCUGGUCGAAGGUUAUCACCGCGGCGAGGACGAGACCGCCGAAAGAGCGAAGGAGGUCGGCGAGGCUCACCACAACCCAGGCACUCUAAGUCCCCUGGCUGGGGUGGCAAGCCAUACCCCCCUCGGAGACGGUUUCGUAGCCCUGGACCGGAGGACGAUUUCGAGGAGGCGUCUCGCUAUCGGUCCGUUUCACGUCAUUCCGUGGGUUCUAUGAACUCUAGGCUAUCAUCCUUCUCACGUCGUGAAUCAAAAGGUGAUUCCACGAUGUACCCCCCUCGACCUGGCCAUAUGGGGGGAGGGAAUUCCUUCAGGUCACCCUCGCCAUCACGACUGAAUCCUAACCCUGAUGCAGACACAGCCAGUAUUUCUGCGGAUAUAGGUGGCCUCGAUACUCGUGCCUCACAGCGACGCCAACCGUCGCGAUCGCAUACUGACACGCGACCAUACCUAUCCUCGCCCCAGUAUGCUACUCCAGCCAACUCCCACCACGGAUCUCCUCGCUCCAAUUCACCGCAUUCUGCUGGGCGGGGCAUACGAGCUGGCCACCAAGCUUUAUAUCAUAGCCAACAGGGGCAAAGUAACCCAUCCAUAAACGCCUCCCCAAGUUAUUACUACCAAAAUCAACUACCCUAUACGGCAUCAUCAAAUCAAGGCUCAUCCCAUGCGUAUCGUGGUGGUCAUUCAGGAUACCGUGGUAACCACCGUGUUACCGACCGUCGAUUCUCGGCGUCCGGGUCCACAGGAGCCCCCUCUCACGGCAGAGGUCAGUUUGGUAGCCCACAAUGGGAUCCUUCGGACUCGCGAAGCCGAGCGGGCCCCUCCAGUCCUCCGCCACCGCAUAGGCCGCUGUCAAACAGCCCCCCCCCUCCUCCCCCUGAUCACCACUUACGUCAAGGCGGAUAUGAUGAUGAUGCCAACUUCAGACCCUCAAGCAAAGACUCCCGAGUGGGAGAUGAAGUAACAAAACGUGGGUCAGACCAUGAGAGCUCUCAGACACUACCGCCUGAUAAUCCCCCCCCGGACACGUCUGCCACCCCAAAUAAAGGUGGCAAGAUUAGCUUUGCCUUUAAGGCUAAGACAGGCCCAGCUUCGGCUCCUAAACCUGUUCCCGAUUUAGCACAGCGGAUGUUAGCUCGAGAGCCACCCCCCCGGGUCGCUGAGCCUCCACCUCCGCGCAACCGAAUCCCAACAGGACCACCGCCCAGAUUCAAACCUGAUACACGCUUUGACCGGCGUGAUCGAGAUCGAGACCGAAACCGGGAUCGGGAUCGAAACAAGGGCAGAAAUGAUCGAAGGGAUUUCCGAGAUCCUCGUGGUUUCCGUGAACCUCGAGAUGGACGUGGCCCUGAUCGGCGAGACGACCGUCGAUUCGAUAAUCGGCCUGAUCGAAGGCGGAGCGACCGAGCACAAGACUUCCGUGCGGAGCGCCACCGGGAUCGCUCUCCAGAGCCAGUAGUCAAAAGAGCUAAGAUUAUGGUCAGGCCCAAACCACGUCCUACCAUUUCUGAGGAAUUCGCUAGUUCAGAUUCUGUAUACUAUCGCAAGCCAGGGAAUGAAUCUGUGAUUGGAGCCGGCACGUAUGGAAAGGUCUUCAAAGCAAUUCACGUCUAUACGCAGAACAAGGUCGCGCUCAAGAAAAUACGCAUGGAGGGGGAGAAGGAUGGAUUUCCUGUAACAGCCGUGCGAGAGAUCAAAUUACUUCAGCACCUCCGGAAUCACAAUGUUGUGAGUUUGCUCGAAGUGAUGGUUGAGAAGAACGAGUGCUUCAUGGUGUUUGAAUACCUUUCACAUGAUUUGACUGGUCUCAUAAACCAUCCUACCUUCACACUGACCGCCGCUCAUAAGAAGGAUCUCGCGAAGCAGAUGUUUGAGGGCCUAAACUACCUUCAUCAUCGAGGUGUUCUCCACCGAGAUAUCAAGGCUGCCAACAUUCUCAUUAGCAAUCGGGGACAGCUUAAAUUUGCGGACUUUGGGCUGGCUCGAUUCUUUUCCAAGAGCCGACAGCUCGAUUACACCAACCGUGUAAUCACAAUAUGGUAUCGUCCGCCAGAGCUUCUUCUAGGAGAGACCAGAUAUGGUCCCGCUGUGGAUGUUUGGAGCGCGGCAUGCGUUUAUGUCGAAAUGUUCACGAAGAAAGCCGUGUUCCCCGGAGAAGGGGGAGAGAUCAGCCAGCUAGACAAACUUUACAAUGCUCUAGGAACGCCGACUCGGGCGGAAUGGCCAGAUAUUGUCGAAAUGCCUUGGUUUGAACUCAUGCGACCAAUCGAGCGGAAGAAAAGAAUCUUUGAAGAUGCGUACCGUGAUACCCUAUCACCCGCGGCGCUGGACAUGGUGUCUCAAAUCUUCCGUUACGAUCCUUCUAAACGGCCAACGGCUGAAGAAGUGCUUGCUCAUCCUUAUUUCCAUGCGGAGGAACCCAGCCCUCAGCAACCCACUGAAUUGGAGAAUAUGGAAGGAGACUGGCAUGAAUUUGAAUCCAAGGCGCUCCGAAAGGAAAGGGACCGGGAAGCCCGUCGGGCAGAGUACCAGCGGGAUAAGGAGAAACGGAAAACGAUUCCUCCUGGUCAAGAGGAACGAGAAGCAAAACGCAUCAGGCCGGAUGCAACUGAUGGCCCAACGCCUACCGUGCAACCAAGUGAGCAACGGUAUUAG